CGCACGUUUGGUCGUCUGCUGACUGUUUUUGAUCUCCCCUUUAAAUUUCACCUUUCUCUCUGUUUCUAGUCUGACAAUGAUUUUGUAUGUUGACAAAGCACUCAUGGAGGGCAAAAACAAUCACCGGAUGUUCACCCUUUUGUGAAUUUAAGGGCUGACCUAGUCGUGAGACGAGUUGUUUUUCGUUUGGUGUUUGGAUCUUUUCUCGCUCACACUUUUACAGCAGUCACAUCAUCACCACACACACACCGCACAACAUCAAAAGCAACAAAUCACGUCUGCACACAGUCGGCCAGCCUGAACAGACGUACCUUCACACUAGGUUGUGCAUAUUAUUCAUUGGAUUGUUUGUGUCAACAUGUAGUACACUAUGUAGUUAACAAAGAUGACAACAGGCUGACGAUGGUUAGAUAGUGUGUGUACAAUGUACAUGUUGAGUCUAGUGACUGUAUAAAGUCUCUGCUGCCGGGGGUGGUAUGGGAUCAACCUGCUCACUGAGGUCAACUGCCGUCAAAGAUCAAGAACAAGAGGUGGCUAGAUGGAGGGGACACAUUCUUUACGGAAAUGGUAUAGACGACUCGACGCCAAACCUCAGCCGCAAGUCCUCCUACCAGCGCAAGCUCUCAGCCGAAAUCAAAGCAAUGUACACCACCCAUGCAAUGGUAACCAUAACCAUCCUGCACUUCAAUGAUGUGUAUAACGUAGAGCCAAAGGACAGGGAGCCAGUGGGUGGGGCGGCGCGCUUUGCUACAAUCAUCAAGAGUUUCCUGCCGGAGAACCCACUUGUCUUCUUCAGUGGAGACGCCCUGAAUCCGUCCAUCAUGAGUAACGUCACAAGAGGUCAACACAUGGUCCCAGUUUUGAAUGCUAUGAAAGUCAACACUGCAGUUUAUGGCAACCACGACUUUGAUUUUGGCGUGGAUGAGCUUGAAGACAUUGUCCGUGAUACUAACUUCCCUUGGAUGAUGAGCAACGUCAUUGAUAACUUUACUGGACAACCAUUGGCUGAUGGCUUGGUCACGCGCACAAUCACGUGCCAGGGCAAGAAGAUUGGAUUAAUUGGUCUAGUGGAAGAGGAGUGGCUCGUAACCUUAGCAACCAUUGACAGAGAGAAUCUUACAUACAUUGAUUAUGUCACACAAGGCAAUAAACUUGCACAAGUCCUCAAGCAACAGGGGGCUGAUUAUGUGAUAGCUCUAACACACAUGAGGAUGCCUAAUGAUAUACGACUAGCAGAGAAUGUAGAGGAUAUUGACUUGAUACUCGGAGGACACGACCACGAUUAUGAAGCCAUUGAGAAGAAUGGUACAUAUAUCAUCAAGAGCGGAUCCGACUUUAGGACUCUAUCAAGGCUGGAAGUGACCUUUACUGACUUUGACAGGACCAGUGUCAAGGUGGAGAAAAUUGAUAUCACAUCAGAGAUUGAAGAAGACUCCGAGGUGAAAGAGAUUGUCAGUGAAUACCAGAAGAUUAUCAACAAGGAAUUAGAGGACAAACUAGGGACCCUUGAAGUGGACUUGGAUGCAAGGUUCGCCUUGAUCAGAACUCAGGAAACAAACAUUGGUAACUUUGUGACUGACAUUAUGCUGGCGACCAGCAAUGCAGACAUAGCGUUACUGAACUCGGGAACGUUUCGAUCAGACACCAUCCACCAGGCUGGGGACUUCAAGAAGAGAGAUUUAAUGUGUCUGCUUCCAAUGAUAGACGUCUUAGUCGUCCUUCAAAUAACAGGUGUGCAGUUGUGGCAAACUUUGGAGAAUGGCGUCUCCCAGCAUCCAAAGAAAGAGGGCCGCUUCCCUCAAGUCAGCGGGAUGAAGUUCGGAUUCGAUCCUGAUGCAGAACCUGGCUGUAGAAUCGAUCCUUACUCAAUCAGUAUUGGGGAUCAACCAAUCUCACCGAGUAAGGUGUACAGACUCUGUACAAAGGACUACAUAGCCCAGGGUAAAGAUGGCUACGACACCCUUAGGGUUUGUAGACAGCUCUCAUCAGCAGAGGAAGGUCCCGUCCUCUCCACCGUCGUCCAGAAUCAUUUCCUCUCCAUCAACAUAGUCAAGGGGCUCAAGCCGUGUCACUCGGGACAUAGACAGAGCCUUAUUAGUCUCAGCAGGCGUCACAGUCUACUACGGCAGGCAAACUUAGACCUGGCAGAGAGAGCUCAGUGCACUGUGGAUCCCGUAGUGGAAGGACGUAUCUUCCAUCUCCCAGACGAACAGCGCCCUCUGGUAAAAGAACGUCAGUCGCAGUUCCUACAAGCGUACAAGGAAGAAGUGGAAAUGCAACUCGCCAACAACAAUAACUCUCAAAUGUGUCAAACUGCCGAAGACUCCUACCCCCAAACCCUGUCGAACCGGAUCCCGGAGGUAAUAGUUUCUGAUGCAACGUUUUCAUCUCCAAGUCCAGAUGACGAUGGUGACGAUGACGAUGGUGACGAUGACGAUGAGAUAGCGUCACCUUCCUCCUCGUUUGUUUCUAUAUUUGAUGAUGAGGACAUGAGAUGUUUGUGGGGAGCUGUACAGAAAGAUGAUUUAGCUCAGGUGAAACGUCUACACAUUGACCAGUGUGUCAGCUUGGGUUUCAUGUAUAGGCAGACGUCAGCAUUACAUGAAGCUGUGCAUCAUGACGCAAUGAGCGUGGCAGAAUAUUUAUUACAAGAGGCUAAGAUUGAUCCAGAUAUCAGAGAUGAGAUAUCACAGAACACGCCGUUGAUGCUUGCUGUGAUGGACAACAACCACAGGAUGGCCCAGCUCCUUCUCCAGAAUUCAGCAACUCUGCACCUCGCUAACCAGGAGGGAAUGUGUGCCAAAGACUUCUUGCCAGAGAACUCCUCAAGUCAGUUGAAGGGCCUUCUCAAAGACCAAGACAGCAACAGUGUACAUCAAGCUGCCAGUAACGGUGGCAUGUUGUAGACAUUUUCUGGCCUGAUAUUUCUAUCUUAUAUAAGGACAUCUGUAUGAGGUAAGAUUGUAUUUCUAUUUGAACUUUUCAAUGGGCACCAAGGCAAUGAGCAGGAGAAUGGAGGCCGUUGCCAUCAUUGCCUAUAAAAAGUUUGUUCCUGUGCAGGGCAUACUUCUAUCUUGUUUGUGCAGGGGCAGUAUUGGAUUUCUAUUCAUUUCAAUGGGCACCAAGGUAAUGGAGAAUGGAGGCUGUUGCUUCCAUUGCCUAUAUGAAGUAUCAGGCCUGGACAAAUACACUUGUUUUGGGGGUGCAACAUGUACAUCAACAAAUAGUGUUAAAAUGGAAUGACAGUUACCUCAUGGCCCAACAAAUUUUAUCAUGAAGUGUUUUCCUUCCAUAAGCGAGUACCUUUUAAGGAUCAUUUAUUUAUAUAUUAAGUUUUCAUGUCCAUGCAGCUUUCAAAAAAAUUAUCAAAUGGCAAUAAUACACAAAAGAUGGUUUAAUUUUUCAGUCCAGUGAAAAGUUUUAAAGUGGAAGAUUGUUGGUCCUGUAGAGAUGUUUCAGAAAGUUAAGCCCUCUAGUAAUUGCUUAGUUUAUUCAUUACUGUGGUAUUUUUGACAUACACAAACCCUGGUAUUAAUUGCUGAUUAAAAAUCUGUUUACUGAGAGCAAAAGAAGCCUGGGCCUAAUUUCAUGGUGCUACUUACUGCAGAAUUACAGCUGAUAUUGGGGAUCAAUCACAGCUAAGCGUUUCUACUAGGCAGCUUCGUUUUACAAACACCAUGUUCCUCAACAUCCCUUGUUAUAAUUUUAGUUUUAUUAGACUUUACACUGGCAAAAAAAAUAUAAAUAAACAAGCCGAUACAUAAAGAUAAGAAACAAAGAAGCAAAAUAGCUAAAAAAUACCAAGCCAGUGAGUGGCGAGGAGGAACAGGGGACCAGCACCUCUACAAAGCCGUCCUGCCACAAAGAAUGUCCCCUAAAAAUAAUACCCACACACUAAACACACUUUGGGAGACCGUUCUUUUUCACACGCUGGACCAUCUAUUUGGAAUGCUCUUCCAAAGUAGACACUCUUUCCAGCUACAAAACUAACUUAAAAUCUCACUUGUUCAGUCUGGGCUUAAAGACACUGGACACUAUUGGUAAUUGUCAAAGACCAGUCUUCUCACUUGUUGUAUCUCAACAUAUGCA
Messenger RNA from Asterias rubens (European starfish), 4089 nucleotides. Its product is annotated as mannosylglucosyl-3-phosphoglycerate phosphatase-like. Gene Ontology annotation, molecular function: protein binding; hydrolase activity. Gene Ontology annotation, biological process: nucleotide catabolic process. Bases 477 to 2906 code for a protein of 809 amino acids. The transcript is spliced from 16 exons. NCBI's taxonomy places the organism in Eukaryota, Metazoa, Echinodermata, Asteroidea, Forcipulatida, Asteriidae. The record is from RefSeq and is a predicted model, not a curated record.